AUGACUCAAAGAGAUUACAAAGAACUCCCCUUGCUUGAUGCAAGCAUUUCUGAGCUACAAAAUGCUCUCUCAUCAGGGUCACUCACCAGCGUGGACUUGGUCUCUCGCUACCUGCGUCGAAUUAGUGUCUAUGACGCCAAUGGACCCAAACUCAGCGCUAUACCCAUCCUCAACCCAUCCGUCUUCGAUGAGGCAGCCGCUUCGGAUGCGUAUCGGGCAUCGGGACUUCCCCCUCGCCGACUAGAGGGAAUCCCGUUCCUGGUCAAAGAUAAUAUCAAAGUGAAGGGCAUGGUCGUCGCGAAUGGUUCUCCCGCAUUUGAGCAUCUCAUAGCAAAUGAAGAUGCCGCGUGUGUACAGAUUCUCCGUGCUGCUGGUGCAGUUCUGUUGGGUAGAACCAACAUGCCUGCCAUGGCCUAUGGUGGAAUGCAGCGCGGAAUCUGGGGUCGGGCCGAGAGUCCGUACAAUAGCGAGUACUUGGCAGCAGCAUAUGCCUCUGGGUCAUCAAAUGGAUCAGCAGUGGCCACGAGCGCGAAUUUCUGUGCUUUUUCUCUUGGGACUGAAACUGUUUCAUCAGGUCGCUCGCCAGCGUCAAAUAAUGCCAUUGUCGCAUAUACGCCUUCCAAGGGUCUCCUCCCACUGCGCGGGGUCUUUCCACUGUAUCCGACCUGUGAUGUAUUAGUACCGCACACUAGGACCGUUGCUGACCUAUUCCAUGUCCUCGAUGUUUUGGCCAUUUCUGAUCCGGAUCCGGUGGGAGACUUCUACAACGAACAAACAAUCGUCCCCUUGCCUUCGGUGACAACAAUUCGACCCGAUUCCUUCUCCGAUCUACAAGAAAAGACCUCUCUGAAGGGGAAACGCAUCGGUAUCCCAUCCAUGUAUAUCGGGGGCGACGAAUCCUCCAUUUUACCGAUCAGCAAAGUUCACCCCCGAGCCUCAAUCAUAAAAUUGUGGCAAGAAGCUCGACGCGCCCUUGAAGCAUGCGGAGCCGAAGUCAUCGAAACCGACUUCCCUCUCGUGACAACCUAUGAGGAAAACGCAGCCUCGGGGCAGCUGGUCACCAUCGCAAAUCUUCCUGGGGGCUGGGCAGGCAAGGAACGAUGCGAGGUUGUAGCGCACGCGUGGGACGACUUCCUAGUUGCAAAUGGUCAAAAGGGUCUCGAUUCAUUGACUCUUGUAGAUCCCGCUACAAUCUUCCCUCUCGCACCAGGAUCUGUCCUUGGCACCCCCGAAGCAGCAAACAAACCACGAUGGGACGAGAUCGUUGAAUAUCCGAAUCGCAAACCGUUUUCUAUUUUCGAGAUUCCUGGCAUGAAACAGGCAGUUCAGGCGCUAGAAACCGCUCGCAAGGAGACGUUCGAGACGUGGAUGGACAGUCUGGGUCUAGAUGCAGUUGCAUUUCCGGCUAUCGCUGAUAUUGGGGCUGCAAAUGCGGAUGUGGAUGUGGAGGCGUCGCGAUACGCGUGGAGUAACGGCGUCAGGUAUUCCAAUGGCAACCGACCUAUACGCCAUCUCGGCGUGCCAACCAUCUCCAUACCAAUGGGGCUGAUGGAGGAUACAAUGAUGCCUGUCAGUAUUACCUUUGCUGGGAAGGCAUAUAAGGAUACUAGUCUCCUGCGGUACGGGUUUGCGUUCGAGGCGGCGACGAAGUAUCGUGUUCAACCGCCUCUUGUCCCAGCUCUAGACUCGGAUCAUAUUCUGACUAGCAAUUUUGCUCCAAGAAAUGCCUCUCAGAGUCCAGAGAUUGUGGUGGACACGCAAAACAAAGAAAUCCGUGGCUCAGACGUCGUGGUUCAGGCCCAAGGGUUUGUUAGAGACGCCACAUUAAUAGACUUAUCUUGUUAUGUCAAUGGUCAGCCAUGCGAAUCUGUGGUGAUUGAUGGGAAAUGGACCAUUAAAGCUACGUAUCCCGUCUCAGAGCGUGAUAGCAAAUGGGAAAAAUGGACCAGUCCAGUACUAAAACAAAUUGUUAUCAUCAUCACAGCACACACCGAUGCUGGGUCUGCGGGAAGGCUGAUCAUCUUAUGA
Molecule: messenger RNA, 2028 nt
Organism: Penicillium odoratum
Lineage: Eukaryota; Fungi; Ascomycota; Eurotiomycetes; Eurotiales; Aspergillaceae
Product: amidase family protein
Exons: 1
Coding region: 1-2028 (675 amino acids)
Source: RefSeq, a predicted model, not a curated record